CCUUCACGCUGUGCCCCCAGAUUAUUGUUCUUCUCAGAUCCAUUUCCCCAGAUUCUUCUUCUAUUCCCAGUCCCAAUUACUGUUCUUCCUCACGGAUUCACGGGACACGACAGAAACCGGUGGCGGAGAUGGAGGCGGCCGUUGGCGCCGCGAGCUGGCUCCUUGGCAAGGUGCUCAACAAGCUGUCUGAUGACCUGGUGGCGGCAUACGUGUCCAGCUCCGAGCUCAACCUCAACUUCCAGAAGAUCAAAAGGGAUCUGAUGUACACUCAAGGUCUUCUGCACGAGGCCCAGGGGGGAGACGUCACCUUCAACCUCGGUCUGCGAGGGUUGCUGGAGGACCUGGGCCAGAAGGCCGAUGAGGCUGAGGAUGCUCUUGAUGAGCUCCACUACUUCAUGAUCCAAGACAAGCUCGACGGCACCCGGGAGGCCGCCCCCGACGUGGGUGACGGCCUCAGCUCUCAAACUCUGCAUGCUCGCCAUGCUGUUCAGCACACUGCCGGUAACUGGUUUUCAUGCUUUCCUUGUUGCCGUUCACAAGAUGAUAUUGCUGUUGUCACCGAUAACACAAGCAAGGCAGAGUCUGAUAUCAAUAUUGACGAUGGCCGUGUUGACAAGGUGCCAUUCAACAGAGUAGACAUGUCCAAUAAAAUCAAGCAGGUGAUAGAAGAAAUAAACUCCCUAUGUCCUCCUAUCUCCGAUUUGCUCAAGAUAAACCUAAGCAGUAACCUUCAGCCAAGCAUGCCUGCCUCCACUAAGCGGCCCGUCACUAGCUCAGAAAUAACACAGAGAAAGUUGUUUGGGAGAGAUGCCAUUUAUGAAAAAACUAUAAAUGAGAUGACCAAUGCCACACAAAACGAUAAAAUCUUGUCUGUUCUACCUAUAGUUGGCCCGGGAGGUAUUGGAAAGACAACCUUCGCCCAGCAUCUAUAUAAUGACAAAAGGACUGAAGAACACUUCAUUGUUAGGGUCUGGGUAUGUGUGUCAACUAAUUUUGAUGUGCUUAAGCUCACCAAAGAGAUCCUGGGCUGCCUACCUGCAACUGAAAAUGAAGGAAAUAAAAAAGAAAAUGAAACAACCAACUUAGACCGGCUUCAAAAAACCAUUGCAGAGAGAUUGAAAUCCAAAAGGUUUCUAGUUGUCUUGGAUGAUAUAUGGGAAUGCAGCAGUGAUGAUGAUUGGGGAAAACUGUUAGCUCCAUUCGAAAAGGGCGAGACCAGUGGAAACAUGGUUCUCGUCACAACUCGGUUCCCAAAAAUAGUAGAAAUGGUGACAAAGGGAACUAGUUCAAUUGAUCUACAUGGUUUGGAUCCUGAUGCAUUUUGGAAAUUCUUUCAGAUAUGUGUCUUUGGUGAAAUCCAAGAAGAGCAUGAUAAAGAAGAUUUACUUGACAUUGCAAGACAAAUAGCAGAUAAGUUGAAGUGCUCCCCACUUGCAGCCAAAACAGUUGGUCGGUUAUUGAGUAAGAAACCAUAUCGGGAACAUUGGAUGGAAAUUCUUGAAAAGAAAGAGUGGCUAAAACAAAAACAUGAUGAUGAUAUUAUCCCAGCCCUAAAAAUUAGCUACGACUAUCUUCCCUUCCAUUUAAAGAAAUGUUUUUCAUAUUGUGCCCUUUUCCCUGAGGAUUAUAAGUUUAAUAGUUUGGAGAUUACUCGUUUUUGGAUUUCAGUAGGCAUCAUAGAUUCCAAUGGUCAGAAUGAUAAAAUUGAGGACAUAGGAUCAAAGUAUUUGGAUGAACUAUUAGACAAUGGUUUUCUGAUGAAAGGAGAUGAUACUUAUUAUGUAAUGCAUGAUUUACUGCAUGAGCUUUCACAGAGUGUUUCAUCAAAAGAAUGUGCCUAUAUCAGUUGUUCUAGUUUUAGAGCUGAUGACAUCCCACCAUCAAUUCGCCACCUAUCCAUCUCCAUGCAGGAUAAUUAUACUGAAAUUUUUGAGGAAGAAAUGAAUAAAUUGAAGAGAAGGAUAAACAUUGGAAGUUUGCAGAGUUUGAUGAUUUUUGGAGAAUAUAGAAGGGCAAGCUUGGUCAAUAUUUUAAAACAUACGUUUAAGGAAAUAAAGGGUCUCCGUGUCCUAUUUAUAUUCAUAAACUCCAUAAAUUCUUUGCCACACAACUUUUCAAAGCUUGUCCACCUUCGGUACCUAAAAGUUAAGUCACCUAGAUACUCAAAAGUGUGUUUGCCUAGCGUAGUGUCCAGGUUUUAUCACUUGAAAUUCUUGGACCUUCAACACUGGGGAAGGUGUUAUGAUAUGCCUAAAGACAUUAUCCGCCUUGUGAAUUUGCGUCAUUUCGUCGUUGCUAACAAAGAAUUCCAUUCCAAUGUUUCUGAGGUUGGAAAAAUGAAGUUUUUACAAGAAUUGAAAGGGUUCCAUGUUAAGAAAGAGCACGUUGGAUUUGAACUGAAAGAGUUGGGGCAGUUGGAAGAGCUUGGAGGAGAACUCAAUAUAUAUGGACUCGAAAAUGUGAGAAUCAGGGAAGAAGCUAAUGAAGCCAAGUUGAUGGCGAAAAGGAAUAUAAUUAAGUUAGGAUUAUUCUGGGGUAGAGAGCAACAGUUCAGAGGAGAUGAUAUUCUUGAUAGUCUUCAACCACACUCUAAUCUUAGAGAACUUCGCAUUGUAAAUCAUGGUGGUGCCACGUGUCCUAGUUGGUUGUGCAGCAACAUCCACAUGAAAAACUUGGAGAGUCUACAUCUAGAGAGAGUGUCUUGGGCCACACUUCUACCUUUUGGGCAGAUAUAUCAUCUAAGAAAACUCAAGCUGAAGAAUAUAGUUGGGAUAUGUCAGUUUGGACCUGACAUAUUUGGUGGCAUUACAGAAAAAAGUUUCACACAAUUGAAGGAAGUUGAGUUUGAUUAUAUGCCAGAACUUGUGGAGUGGGUUGGGGGAGCUAACUCUCAUUUCUUCUCAAGGCUUGAAAGAAUAAGAUGCACUAAUUGCCCCAAGCUCGUUGCUCUGCCGUUCUCGGGGUGGUUUAGCUCUUCUACGCAAGACAACACCAUAUGGUUCGCUAAUCUAUGUCAUCUUUACAUUCAUGCAUGCCCGAAGUUGCGCCUGCCUCCCUUGCCUCACACUUCAAUGCUAUCUUCUGUUCAUACGGACUACUUGGAUUAUGAUGGUACUGAAUUGCACAUUAAGAUGCCUAGUGAAUUGGCCUUCCAUAAUCUAGGUGAAAUAGAUGUUUUGGAAAUUAAAGAUACAUCACUCAUCUCAUUUACGGACCUCCAAAAGCUACGUCCUCUAAGAAGUAUAAGGGUUAGGAGAUGCGAGGAAACACUUUGGGGAGGACUGGAUGAUAGUUUUGUGCUCCAUUCAGUCCAAUAUCUGGAACUCAGGGAAUUUCCUCUUACAGGAAAAUCGUUGUCAAAUUUGUUCAAAUGUUUCCCAGCUCUUUCUAGUCUGGAUGUGUGCGCCUCAGAUGAGGACCAUGAGGAAGUGGUAUUGCAGUUUCCAUUCUCCAGCUCACUGAGAGAUGUCCGCUUGGUGGGGUGUAAGAAUCUAAUCCUGCCUGUGGAGGACGAAGGUGGAUUUCGGAGCCUCUCGUCGCUCGUGUCAGUAUACAUACAAAAAUGUGGCAAGCUAUUCUCUCGGUGGUCCAUGGGAGAAGCAGCUCAGAGCAUCAACCUUUUUCCUCCUUGCCUUAAGGAACUCCUGUUACGGGAAGAGCCAAGCAUGAUGUCAAUGGCUCUGCUCUCAAACCUCACAUCUCUUACCACUCUUGCACUAGUUGAUUGUAAGAAUACCACGGUGGAUGGAUUCAAUCCUCUCAUCACAUCCAACCUCGAGACUCUGUGGGUUAAUAAUCGGAGAGAUGAUGAAACCGGUGGUUCUAUAGCAGCCGAUCUACUCGCAGAGGUGGCAAGGACCAAAAUAAUGCCUGCAGGUUCCUUCCAACUGACGAGAAUUGAGGUGGACAGCAUCUCCGCAGUGCUCGUUGGUCCCAUCUGCAGACGCCUCUCCGCUUCCCUCCGGACAUUAUACCUACAGAAUGACUGGCGUGCGGAAAGCUUCACGGAAGAGCAGGACGAGGCGCUUCAGUUCCUCACGUCUCUCCGAGAGAUGCACAUUAGUGACUGCAGGGCUCUGCAGUCCCUCCCUCAAGGGUUGCAUUGCCUUUCUUCUCUCGAGGGAUUAUAUGUCUUGGGAUCUCCUAAAAUCAGAUCGCUACCCAAGAAGGGCCUCCCCGAUUCACUGCAAUUCCUAUACAUAUAUGAUUGUUGUGCCGAGCUUUAUGAGGAAUGCCAGAAAUUAAGAGGAACAAGGCCAGAUAUUUGUGUUGAUACCAGCCUACGUACUGCUGAAGAUUGACAAGACGGCACCACUGCUCCUUCAAUUACGGCGUUUUUCAUAAAACUACGGUGAUUCAUCGAGCCCAGCAACGCUGACUCUCUGCUUGUGCAUGCGAUUCACACAUUCAACUCUUAAAGCACAUCAAUCUGCAGCAAGCAACCUUCGUUUCUGGAGCUGCUGAUGCAGGCGGUGUUGGUCGGGGAUUAGGUCCUUGUUGCGCAGGAGGAAGAUAUGCUCCCGAGCACGUCCGUAAAAUCAUCAGAGACCAUGGAGACAUGUCUUCCAAGAAGUACAGGCAUGACAAGCGUGUUUAUCUUGGAGCACUCAAAUUUGUGCCUCAGGCCAUCUCCAACAGAGUCUUCAAAUUUGAGGAUUCUAGUGCUACAGUGUUUUGCGGUAUACUGUAGCACUAGAAAUCCAUCUCCAACAGAUCCUCUAUCCAGUGAUACAGUACUGCUACAGUGUUAAGGAUAGGGGAUGCUGUAAUAGUAUUUUGAGGAUGAAGAUUUGAGGUAGCUGUUGGAGAUGGUCUCAUACUGUUUACAAGCUACGGGAGAACAUGCCGAUGCCUUGGGAACAGGUUCGCCAUGUUAAAGUCUUGUAUCAUAUCACAAGAGCCCUCACUUUUGUAAAUGAAAUACCAUGGUGGUGGAACUCAUAUAUCUGGCACAGUGGGAUACGAUGUGGAUCAUGAUGCUGUGAGAGAAGAGAGAUAUGAGACAUUUUAAACGAAUGCGCUUUCCUCCAUUUGAGGAUGAGGAACCCCUCGGCCCACUGGACUAUAUAUGCUGGAUGUUGAACCGCUGGAGGCUAUACAAUUGGAGUUGGACAGGGAGGAAGAUCCAGCAGUCUAUGAAUGGUUCUAUGAUCAUAAGCCUCUUGUGAACACUAAGCUUAUAAAUGGCCCAAGCUACAGACAGUGGCACCUAACGCUUCCCAUAAUGGCAGCACUGUAUCACCUUGCUGGCCAGCUGUUGUCAGACCUGAGUGAUAGGAAUUAUUUUUAUCUUUUUAACAUGGAAUCUUUCUUUACUGCCAAAGCACUGAACAUGUGCAUUCCAGGUCAGAGCUGUUAGAAAAAUUGAAGGUGUUCAGUUGUUGACCAACCGAUGAGGGUCACUAUUGUUGGAUACCAUCAUACUGCCAGUGCCCUCUGUGUUCAUGUUCUCUGAUUUGUAGGAGCUUUGGCAUUCGACAUGGAGUAUGCACGCUGGUUGGAGGAGCACAACAAGCAUAUAAAUGAGUUGAGGGCUGCAGUCAAUGCACAUGCUGGCGAUAAUGAUCUUCGGGGUAUUGUUGAAAGCAUCAUGGUGCACUACGACGAAAUUUUCAGGCUCAAGACUGUAGCAGCCAGAGCAGAUGUUUUUCAUGUGCUGUCUGGGAUGUGGAAGACCCCUGCUGAGAGGUGUUUCAUGUGGUUAGGUAGCUUCCGAUCUUCUGAGCUUCUUAAGUGUUGGCUUCUUGAGCGGUGGAUUUCUUCGAGGUGAUGGCUCAGGAGGUGGACUUCUUUUAGGAGAUGGCUGAGGAUAGGGAGAUCUAUAAGGCAACGACGGCCCGGCGUGUCGUGGAGAGAAGAGGUUCUCGGGAGCUGUCUCUAGUGAAAACACUAUGUAGGCCUUCUCCCACGUGUUGAAACAGUGCUUGUUCUCUCCUAUAGUGUUUGCCCCCUCCUCUGUGGGGUAGUCCACCUCAACAUGACGGUACUGGUCAAUUGCCUCGUCUACUUCAACCACAGCGUAGCCCUCUGAUAUUGGACGUUCGUGCAAAAGUUCAUGGCCGCUGCGUGGAUAAGCCACACCAGAAGCCACCUUGAUGGUAAUGUUCACAUGGUGUCCGUGUUGUGAUGUGGUCCACGGGAUAAGUGAUGGAAUCAGCUCCUGAAACUCCUGUGGAUGCACAACUACUCUGACAACCACCGGGGCUGGAGCACACAACAUUAGGAGACAUUGCCGGUUGUUUCUGUUCGCUCCCAACGGCGGCCCAUUCAAGCCUGAUGGUUUCCUAUACUGUUUGUUUUAUUCUUACGUCUGUUUGUUCCCUCUCACAUUGUAGCGCAAGUUCAAACAUGUUCAUUAUCCUAGCUUGUUCUACCUCUCGUUCUACAUCUUGCUCUGUUUGGGAUCUCUUUCGACUCUUGUAACUAUCGAUGGUGCCUGGGAAUCCAUAUUUCCAACCCAUCACACCAACGCCUCGUGUGCGACCACCGUGCUCCUUGUUUCCCAGGGCCAAGGUGAGCUCGUCUCUAUCCCUAUUUGGCUUCAAAGAGCCUUGUGCAGACUAUGUGUGGGCGUCCGCAAGCCUUUUGGCAAGAGUUUGUGUUACUUCCUGGUAUUUGGAGGUUAUAAAGCAUAAGCUUCCAUCAGCUGAGUAAGAAGCACCCCUCCCAUGAAGGAAGCAUGUCAAUCAUUCACUCCAGCCCUCCAUCUCAGGUGUGACACCUCUCUCACACAGUUCAUCUAGCUCUUGUUGCCACUGCCGUUCUUUCCUCAAGUACCCAUGACUGUCGACUUUGUGGGGGUAAAGGUUCUUCUUAGAGUUUGCUUUGUUCACCUCACUCAACUUCUGUGCUUCUUCUGACAACUUGUACUCUGCAAAGGCUUACCAAUGAUCUUCCAGUUGUGGCCAUUUGCUAAAAUCUGGUAUUGUACUUUUCUGCACAUAGGUUCUGUUCAGUGUGCCCUUCCAAUUCUUAAAUGAAAGGCUCGUGAUCAUUAGCGUGUUACGCUUAACUACUUCCAUAUAUGUCUCUUCAGGGAACUCGAACUUCUCUAAUACGAUGGGCCACAAGAUGCCGUUCUUGACUGAAUCAGGAGCCACGUGCAGAUCACCUCGUUCGUCAGUCCAUAAUCUGUAGCUGAUGGGCACAUGAUCCUUAACAUCUAUCCCACAAACUGAAUUGUACGGCCCCAGAACUUUCUCUGGUGCAGUUAGCUCCCUAGCUGGUGAGACCUCCGUGAUGACAAAUCGUCCCCUAGGCAUCUUCGAGGGACCUCGGACAUAAUGCCACUCUUGGGAUUGAUCAUUGUCGUGACCCUUAGGAGCAUCAGGCAUCUACACAUAAGCGAAAAAAGUAUUGAGAACCUAUACGAUAAUAUGUACAACAUAUGCAUUCAUCUAUUUUUGAAUUACCUCAUCGCCUCCACGGGCAU
Messenger RNA from Phragmites australis (common reed), 7432 nucleotides. RefSeq names its product putative disease resistance protein RGA4. Gene Ontology annotation, biological process: defense response to other organism. Bases 129 to 4301 code for a protein of 1390 amino acids. Gene Ontology annotation, molecular function: ADP binding. Lineage: Eukaryota; Viridiplantae; Streptophyta; Magnoliopsida; Poales; Poaceae. The record is from RefSeq and is a predicted model, not a curated record. The transcript is spliced from 8 exons.